Molecule: messenger RNA, 1248 nt
Organism: Aspergillus lentulus
Lineage: Eukaryota; Fungi; Ascomycota; Eurotiomycetes; Eurotiales; Aspergillaceae
Product: alpha/beta hydrolase
Source: RefSeq, a predicted model, not a curated record
AUGGUUGAGUUACAACCGAUCUUCAAAAAGGCCUACUGGACGCUGGCCGCUGGAGGCCUGGUUUAUGUGAGCUUCAUCUGCGCGCUCACAUGGCCCAAUGUCCAAAGAUUCGCCCUGUAUGCGAACAAAGUCAAUCCUGCUCUGUGGGAGGAUGUCAACCAGGUCGAGCGCUUCGGAUUCCUGAAAACGCAGGUCCAACCAUUCAAUCUGGUUACCCCCGAUAAUGAGACAAUCUAUGGCUGGCAUUUACUCCCUCUGCACCUCUGCCAUGAGCACGAAGAGGAACUGAAUGCAAACGAGCCAUCUGGACCAGCUGAAGACUAUACCCGAACCUCGGCUUUCAAAUUUCUAGCCAACGACCCUAACGCUCGAGUAGUUGUCAACUUCCACGGCAAUGCCGCGCAUCUCGGCUCCGCUCAGAGACCUGAAAUCUAUCGCAUGCUUCUGGGCUUGUCAACGCCCUCCAACCCUGUCCAUGUCUUCGCAAUUGACUAUCGUGGGUUCGGAGUGUCCACCGGCUCCCCGACCGAAGAAGGCUUAAUUACGGACGGUGUCUCCCUUAUCAAUUUCCUGACCGCCGGCCCUUUGAACAUCCCGCCAUCCAGGAUUGUCAUCACGGGACAGAGCCUGGGAACAGCUGUCAGCGCCGCAGUCGCUGAGCGCUAUGCAUUUGGUUCGCCAGAUCCCGCAGCUGUCCAACCCGCCAUCAAAGACCCCGAACCGUUCGCAGGUGUAAUCCUCCUCGCAUCAUUCAGCAACCUGCGAAACCUUAUCGAAUCCUACAGCUUCAAAGGUCUUACGCCCCCGAUGCUCUCUCCCUUGAUUGGCUACCCUCGCGUACAAAGAUGGGUAAGGAGCCAUAUCGUCGACCAUUGGGACACGGCCGCUCGCCUCGCACGCCUGACGGGCGUCGCACCAUCGGCUGAGGAAGACGCGAAGGCAGGGUACGCCAGCAAAGACUUGGAUCUCGCAAUCGUUCAUGCGUUCAAUGAUGUCGAAAUUCCCUGGUACGAAGGACGUAGUGUCUGGAUUGCUGCCACUGGUGAAAACCAGAAAGAUGCCCCUGGCGCUCUUGUGUACCAGAAAAAGGAAGAGGGUGGCCCAACCGAGGUGAAGGUCUGGGAGAACAGGUCCGGGAAGAACGGCGUGAAGAAGGUUCGAUGGGAACGUGUAGGCUACGGUGGUCAUAACCGUGUGGCUACUUUCUCUGUUGCUGCGCUUGCUGCGCUCAGAGCUUUUGAGGAGUAA